CCACACCGUCAGCGUACACAUGCAUGACAUACAUACAUCCCAUUCGUUUCUCUAUAUAUAUUCCAGCCUCUGCCUCCAUUUAUUCUCUUCAAACCAUUCCAUUCCAAUCUAAGCCGAUACUCAUUAACACUUGAAAAUACUCUCCACAGAUGGGCGAGAAGGAUGCGGGGAAAGGCGAAGGGCAAAAGAAGAAGGCCGACGCCGGCAAGAAGGACGACGGCCCAGUCACAGUUGAGCUGAAGCUCGAUCUGCAUUGCGAAGGCUGCGUCAAGAAAAUCAAGCGCACCGUCCGGAGUAAUCUCCGUGGCGUGAAAGAAGUGAAGGCCGACCUUUCGAGCAGCAAAGUGACGGUGAUCGGGAAGGUUGAUCCGGAGACGGUUAAGGAGAUAGUGGAAUACAAGCUUCAUAAGAAGGUGGAGCUCGUUUCUCCUCAGCCGAAAAAGCCCGCAGCCACCGGCGGCGGCGGCGGCGAUAAGAAGCCGGAGGAGAAAUCGGAUAAAAAAUCAGAAGACAAGAAGUCGGACGAUAAGCCGCCCAAAGAGAGCACGGCGGUUUUUAAGAUUCCAUUACAUUGCGAGGGAUGCGCUCAUAAGAUAAGACGCACAAUACAAAAAUUCAAAGGGGUGACCUCGGCGACAAUAGAUGGGCAAAAGGAUUUGGUCACGGUGACAGGGACCAUGGCCGUGAAGGAUCUGGCGACAUUCUUGAAAGAAAAACUGAAGCGGGGUGUGGAGAUUGUACAGCCGAAGAAAGAGGCCGGCGGAGGCGGAAAAACAGAGAAAGAAGGCGGCGCAGACAAAAAGGACAAGGAAGCUGCCAACGCCGGUGAGAAGAAAGUUGAGGCGAACAAAAUGGAGUACUACGGAUAUUCAGCGAACUCGUAUAACGUCAUGCCAAUAGUCCAUAGCCAAGGUUAUCCGGUGGAUCAUGGUUACGGCAUGCCCAUGUAUCAUAAAGGAUAUGUCGGUCCGAGUUACGAUCAGGGUUAUGGCAGCCAUGGCUAUGCGGUGGCGGGGUCCUCUCAGCCGCCGCCGCCUCCUCCUCCUCCUCCUAUGCCUUACGCCCACGCACCUCAGAUGUUCAGUGAUGAAAAUCCCAAUGCUUGUUCGGUAAUGUAAAAUUGGAUUUGAGGUUGUACAUAAAGUAUCAAACUAAGGCUCCUCCUCUAGGGUACAAGAGAAGAGUGAUAUUUCAUAAUAGAAAUAUUAUUUAGUUUUGUCGAUUAAAUUUGUUGAGUCACUUGUUUAAUUAUAUAUCUACAAUUCAGUUUUGCGUUAUUUUAUGGGCCAUAAUAAAUAAAUAGAUCAUUGGAAUGA
This is a messenger RNA of Diospyros lotus (date-plum), 1316 nucleotides long. RefSeq names its product heavy metal-associated isoprenylated plant protein 3-like. NCBI's taxonomy places the organism in Eukaryota, Viridiplantae, Streptophyta, Magnoliopsida, Ericales, Ebenaceae. Bases 150 to 1118 code for a protein of 322 amino acids. Gene Ontology annotation, molecular function: metal ion binding. The record is from RefSeq and is a predicted model, not a curated record. The transcript has 5 exons.